Molecule: messenger RNA, 1273 nt
Organism: Panthera uncia (snow leopard)
Lineage: Eukaryota; Metazoa; Chordata; Mammalia; Carnivora; Felidae
Product: B-lymphocyte antigen CD20-like
Exons: 7
Coding region: 425-1078 (217 amino acids)
Biological process (GO): cell surface receptor signaling pathway
Cellular component (GO): plasma membrane
Source: RefSeq, a predicted model, not a curated record
GCUCUUGACCGCAACCGCAGCGUUAGAACCGCGCGAGGUGGGGGAUGAGGGGCACAACCGAGGAAGCAGCGCCCCACCCGGCUCCCCGGGCUGGGAGGCCCCGAAUUGAGGGUUCCACCUGCAGGAUCACGCACCUCUGGCCCUGUGCUCAAGGCAUGCCAUCGGUGUAAGCAGCCUUGGCCGGGUUGCCUCUCGGUCACGCUGAACCGGACGGAGGUCGCCAGGCCCUGGACUGCCUCGUCCUGGGUUUUCGCUGGGAAUGUUGUACGGGUAACACUACUUGAGCGGAGAAGAUCCAUGCUCCCCCUACGCCCCCAUUCGGACGGCUGGGGGACUUACCACGCUCUGCCUGGGAGAAUCUUCGGUCCCUGGAAAAAAAGAGUCCAUUCACUCUCUACAAUUUCUAUACCAUAUCUUCAUUAAAAUGUCAGAAGGAUACACCCUAAAAUUGGAGACCAGAAUACUGGGGGCCGUGCAAAUCAUGAAUGGCCUGUUUUACUGCGCAUUGGGCUUUCUCUGUUUUGCAUUAUUUGUCGAAGAAGAGAACAGAGAAGCUACUGGUUAUAUCCCUGUCAUUGUUACACUAACUUACGUAUUUUGUUCAUCAACAUUUAGCGUCCACUGGUGGUCAUCCCAGGACUGCAGGAGUGAAAACCGCUUUCUUCUGAGAAUUCAGGGAUACGUUAGAUCUCGAGAAUGUCACUGGGAUUGGGAAAGUUUGGGGGACCGUCAACAGGAGUGGGGGUUUACAAAUGCCUGUUUCUAUCCCCAGUUCAUCACCUCGGGCUCCAUCAGCAUACAAGCACAGAAGCAUCCUACAAAAUGCAAGCUUAUUGCUAGCAUGGUUAUGAACAUCUUAAGUGCCUGCUUUUCUGUACUUGGUAUAAUGAUAUUAAGUAUUGCAAGUUUAACGUAUUAUCCAGACACCAAUGAAUACCUGUGGUCACAUAUAGCUGGUAGUAUGCUUUUACAAUAUGUACUCUUCACCACGAUCGUGGAAGUGAUCUGUGCAUACGUGACUGUCAAGCGGAUUGAAGCAGCAAUGCGUCCUGUAGAAUGCAGUGAGAUAAGUCCAUAGCUGUCUCAGUGCAGUGUCUCUACAUAACUCACAAAGAACCAGUGUGACUCCCAUCAAGAACGAAAGAUUAAUCGUGAACUGGGGAAGAACUCCACGAUUGUUCUCAAGAGGCCUCAUGGAAAAUACAGGCUACUGAAGUCCUUCCCAGGGCACCUUCUCCCUGCUUCUUCAGUAAAGGAUGCAAUCCGAUCACAA